Molecule: messenger RNA, 399 nt
Organism: Rhineura floridana
Lineage: Eukaryota; Metazoa; Chordata; Lepidosauria; Squamata; Rhineuridae
Product: trafficking regulator of GLUT4 1-like
Exons: 1
Coding region: 1-399 (132 amino acids)
Cellular component (GO): membrane
Source: RefSeq, a predicted model, not a curated record
AUGCCCAUCAACACGGAGGCGUCGCUGGCAAAGGCGCCGGAGGGCUCCCCUUUGCUCGCGGACUCCCAGGAGAUGGAGAAGUUGCUUACCGCCGUUGGGCAAGCCCCCAAGGCCUUCUUAGCCAGCGGCGGGGAUGACGGAGCACUGGGCAAGACAGAGAGGAACGGCCACCACAGCCUACCUUAUGGAUCCGGUGUGGAGGGGAAGCUGGAGGACACAUUGCUCUCGCCGUUGAGGCUUAGCUUGGGCUGCGUCUCCUCCAUGGCCACCACCUCCAAUUUGCACGAGCCAGGCCGCUUGCGGGACUACCUGCCGCUUGCCAUCCUCUCAUGCUUUUGCCCCAUCUGGCCCCUUAACAUCCUGGCCUUGGUCUUCUCUAUCAUGGGAAGAAUCCGAUGA